Messenger RNA from Erigeron canadensis, 1166 nucleotides. Its product is annotated as calcineurin B-like protein 3. The transcript is spliced from 9 exons. The record is from RefSeq and is a predicted model, not a curated record. Gene Ontology annotation, molecular function: calcium ion binding; kinase binding. Lineage: Eukaryota; Viridiplantae; Streptophyta; Magnoliopsida; Asterales; Asteraceae. Bases 275 to 955 code for a protein of 226 amino acids. Gene Ontology annotation, biological process: calcium-mediated signaling.
AGAGUAUUUAUUAAUUUUGGUUUCUUCAACAAAAAUCAAAUCUUUUUAUCUGGGGUCUCCUUACAAUUACUUCUUACUAAUUGGUUCUCUUUUAAAAUCAAGUCUUCAAUUUUGGCUUGUUUACAGAAUUAUAUUUUGGUAUUUCAUCCAGAUAAUCUUACCUAAGAGAUAGUGUGGUUGGCGUGCAUCGAAGUUUGAUUAUUUUUUAAUUUAGCAGCUGCAGGAAAUGGUCAAAAGGAACGGUGAUGGAGUUUGUUGAUGUACCACAAGUACGAUGUCUCAGUGUUUAGAGGGGGUCAAGCAUAUACUUGCCUCCCUACUCCGUUGCUGUGAUCUUGAAUCAUACAAACAAACUACCGCACUUGAAGAUCCUGAAAUUCUAGCCCGAGAGACAGUUUUUAGUGUAAGCGAAAUAGAAGCACUUUAUGAGUUGUUUAAGAAAAUUAGCAGUGCCGUGAUUGACGACGGACUAAUUAAUAAGGAAGAGUUCCAGUUGGCAUUAUUCAAGACAAACAAAAAGGAGAGCCUGUUCGCUGAUCGGGUGUUCGAUCUCUUUGACACCAAGCAUAAUGGAAUCCUGGGGUUCGAAGAGUUUGCUCGUGCACUGUCAGUAUUUCAUCCAAAUGCCCCCGUCGAUGAUAAGAUCGAGUUUUCCUUUCAACUUUAUGAUCUCAAGCAUCAAGGUUAUAUAGAGAGGCAAGAGGUGAAGCAAAUGGUGGUGGCAACGCUUGCUGAAUCUGGCAUGAAUCUUACUGAUGAUGUCAUUGAGAGUAUCAUUGAUAAGACCUUUGAAGAAGCUGAUACAAAACAUGAUGGGAAGAUUGACAAAGAAGAAUGGAGAACCCUUGUGUUGCAACAUACUUCCCUAUUGAAGAAUAUGACCCUCCAGUACCUCAAGGACAUCACAACAACAUUUCCGAGCUUUGUUUUUCACUCAAGAGUUGAGGAUACUUGAUACGUUCUGGCCAGAUGAAGCUAUACCAGCAGGAUGUACCUGAGUUUGUUUAUGAAUGUAUUUUUGCGGUUUUGUUUUGAUAAAUUUUGGUUUGAUCACUUUUUUGAGCUAAGCGAACAUCAGUAUUUGUAGCUUUUUUUCUUUUUCUGCAAGCCAAUGUUUGUAGAGAUUUAUUAGACAUGAGUUAUGCAUAUCAGAAUUGCACAGGAAA